Molecule: messenger RNA, 4800 nt
Organism: Neodiprion fabricii
Lineage: Eukaryota; Metazoa; Arthropoda; Insecta; Hymenoptera; Diprionidae
Product: CUGBP Elav-like family member 2
Exons: 15
Coding region: 1581-3317 (578 amino acids)
Biological process (GO): regulation of alternative mRNA splicing, via spliceosome; mRNA splice site recognition
Cellular component (GO): ribonucleoprotein complex; cytoplasm; nucleus
Molecular function (GO): mRNA 3'-UTR binding
Source: RefSeq, a predicted model, not a curated record
ACGUGCGCGUCCAUCGUUCCGAAAUCGUGACCGAUACUCGGUGCUCCGCUCGCCGCAUUUCGGGGCUCGUAUCUGAAAACCACCUGUUCGCCAAAGUGUUCAUCGGUAGCUUCGCUGCUGAUACUUCAUUGCUCAACUGUUUCGUAGCGAGAACAUCCCCCGGGCUGUUCCUUGCUCCCCCAUAUCCAGAUUUUCGAUUUAUACCGCGGUAAAGCAAUCGAUUCGAAAUUAUUAACUUGGAUAUUCGGUGUUACUGGCAGUUUCCACGAUAUUUGACCGUUGAUUGGUCGCGUUUAUAUUACCGCCAUGUUGUUAUUAUUAAUCCCCGCGUUACGUAAGUCUUGUGACUCAAAGUAGUGUACAAAAACAAUAAAUUAUCAAACACAAGUUCGACGUAUGUAAUGAACAGUGAAAUUUCACCGCGGUUAGAAGUGUGACCGAAACGAAAGUUUAUACAUUUCACGUGUAACUAAAGAAAUUUUUCAAAGUGUCAAAAUAAGCGUUAAAGUGACAGUGAGGCGCAUUGGAUUAUGCUUUUCGGAUAGCCAGAAGGGCGACGUCUCGCGACGCGCCGCAGCAGAACGAGGAUGAAGAGCCGAUCAAAAUAACGACAGGACCUGAAAUUCGGCGAGGUGUUGAAUGCGGAAUAUUUUUCAAUAAUACGCUCGUUCGGCAAGGGAGAAAAGCGGCUGAGGGGUGCCGGCGGAGCCGCAACGGUGACGAGAUGAUGGAGGGGAUCGACGCGUCCGAUAACGCUUAUCUGGAGGCGCGAUAGCCGCGCUGCGUUUGCCGCCUCAGUCGAGUCGUGGACCUCAGGUGCUUUUGGAUCGUUUCGUGCGUGAGAAUCGUGGUUCAAUUAGUACGACGCUUUUCGUCUCUUUGUUUUUGCCCGGUUUCCCUCCCCCACCCCCUGGUUUUGGUUUAUUAGUGAAGUGAAUUUCUCGAGCUCGGGAAGCCUCCGAAGAUCGGAAAAGUUGGGGAAAUUCGUCGGCGAAGCAACCGGAAGCGGUUCAGAUUUUCUUGCAGCUCCUUCCCUCUACCCUUUGCCGCAAGCUCAAGCUGCAACAAGGCUUUAAGAACCCCCAGGGAACAAAGGAACUACACCCAGACUGCACCGCCGGCACGGCAGGCCAAGUUUCUAAUUAAACUUAAACUUUUAAUUGACUUAUUAUAAAGCUGCGCCCUCUUUGCCCGGGUCUCAGCGUUUUGAGACCCUCAAGUGUGCACCGGAUUCUCGAGAUUAGUCCGUUCCAACGAUAGUGUGUAUCGAUCAAACCGGACUCCGAACUUCGAUAUCUAAUCGGUGAUUCCCGCUCCGCCAUAUUGCUUUAGCCACUCGCCACCGGCGGAGUACCUUGCAGGACGUUUUCAAAACGUUUUAUCUAAUAAUCAUUCGUGGUGAAGUGAAGUGCCGCGCUACACUAAAUUCCGUGUAAGUCGUCCUAGAGGUUGUGUGUCAAGUGUGCUAAGCGGCGUUUGGGGGUUCAAACCUUCAAACCUCAAGCAGAACGCUGUCUUCCGCAACGUUAGCCAGCGCUCAGCUGGGCGGACACCGCGUUUUCAUCCCCAGGAGGUCCCCCAUGAAAAUGCUCCACUCGCUGAACGCCCUGGCGGGUAAAAUCUCGCCGGGUUCACCGACCGACAGCAACGCCAACAAGGUUCACAUGCACAACAACAACGUUGUUCACCCUCAUCCCUACUCCAAGCAGCCGCCCCAGCAGCAGAGUAACAGUGACCAGAAGGAAAACACCAUGAUGAACAACAACAGCAUGGAGCAGCCUGACCCCGACUACAUUAAGAUGUUCGUGGGUCAAGUGCCUCGUAGCAUGGACGAAAAUGACUUGCGGGCAAUGUUUGAGGAGUUUGGCCGCGUUCACCAGAUCAACGUUCUUCGCGACAAGGUCACCGGGAGCAGUAAAGGAUGUUGUUUCGUGACGUUUUUUACAAGAAAGGCUGCCCUGGAGGCGCAAAACGCACUGCACAAUAUCAAGACGCUCAGUGGGAUGCAUCAUCCGAUCCAGAUGAAACCCGCUGACAGUGAGAACAGAAACGAACGGAAGUUAUUCGUCGGCAUGCUGUCUAAGAAGUACGGUGAAAUCGACGUGCGGAGUAUGUUCGGAGUUUAUGGUGCCAUCGAAGAGUGCACUGUCCUCAGAGACACUGCCGGUCAGAGCAAAGGAUGUGCCUUCGUGACAUUCGCGAGUAAACAGUACGCGAUCAACGCCAUCAAGUCGCUGCAUCACUCCCAGACCAUGGAGGGAUGCUCGUCACCAUUGGUUGUGAAGUUCGCUGACACGCAGAAAGAGAAGGAUCAGAAGAGGAUGCAGCAGAUACAGGCCAACCUCUGGAACCUUGCUGGUGUCAACAUGGCUCCUCACUACCUCACGACUAACGAAACGCAUUCGUUGGCGCCGGCCUCGCUCCAACUUCUGCAGCAGCUUCAAGCUUCUUCGAAUCCUGGCACACCUGCAAACGCCGCGGCGAAUGCCAACGCUCUGUCCAGUGUUCAGCACCAGCUUCUGCUUCAGCAGCAUCUCGGUCUUGGGGGAGGAACGCCGGCACCCGCAGCGCCCCAAACCGUUCCCAGUCCGCCGGAAAUCAACCCCGCCAAUUUACAAGGCCUAGCGACGCUGGCGUCUCUUAGCAACUCGGCGGGUGAGUACGGGGCUGGAGUGUCACCGAUGAGUAUGCAAAACCUCGUAACUCUGGCUGCCAUGACAGGCGGAAACGGAAACCUCCAAGUCUCUCCAAACACGCUCAGCGGGUUGGCAAAUUCAACUGCAGGUAUGUCGCUAUCUGCGCUACUUGGAAAGACGGGAAGUACAGGGUCGACGGGAGGCAACUUGAGUCCUGUGACGUCAUUAGCGCUAAACUCCUUGACAGGAGCACCUCUCAACGGCCUCCAGGAUUCCCUGACAAACGCUUAUUCCAGCUUGCAGCAAUACGCAGGGUUUCCGGCAUUCACCGGCGCCGCUGCAGCUGCGGCCGCCGCGGCAGCGGCAGCUCAGAAUUCCACUUCCGGUCCCGCCGGGAAACAGAUCGAAGGCCCUGAGGGAGGAAACCUAUUCAUUUACCACCUUCCCCAAGAAUUUAGCGAUACCGAUCUCGCAUCUACUUUUCUACCGUUCGGCAACGUUGUUUCGGCGAAAGUUUUCAUUGACAAGCAGACAAACCUGAGCAAAUGUUUCGGCUUCGUGUCCUACGACAACGCGGCGAGUGCCCAGGCGGCCAUUCAGGCGAUGAACGGCUUCCAGAUCGGCACCAAGCGACUUAAAGUACAGCUGAAACGGUCGAAGGAAGCGUCGAGGCCUUACUAACCGUCGUCGAUUAUCCAGGUGGCCUGUGACCAUGUGACCAUGUGACCAUAUAUUCGACCGGAGUCGCCGCGCCAUGUCCGUCUCAGUCAGUCACGAUCAGUUUCUCAGUCAGUCUCGUAUAUGUGUCGGUGCCUAUACAUAAUAUAUAUAUAUAUGUAUAUAUAUAUACACACAAUCACACACGCACACACACACACAUACACAAAACCCUCAAAAACCUAUACAUAUAUAUAUAUAUAUAUCGAAACUCGCUCUCAUCGUCCCUCGCUCGAUAUAUAAAUUCAUUUUAAUAACUCGUUCCCACCUUUUCCAUAUUCCAUAGUCCCAAAUUCACCCACAUUGUAACAACUUGCACUUCACCAUGCACCUGUCACCCUCGCCAUUAUAUUAUUAUGUAGUUAAUUAUUCGAGUGAUAGAUGAAUAAUACACAUUUCUGUUUGGUAUGAUUGUUCGUGUAAUAUUAUCGCUGUAAAAUAAAACGAGGUACUAAAUCCGCAGAUAAAUGCGCAAUUAUGAGGAAACGUGAGCGAGGUGAGAAAAAUUGAAAAGAAAAAAUAUAGAGUAUCCUCUUUUUCGGUAUAUCAUAGGAUAUCAUUACAAAUGAUCCUAAUCUUUUUCUACAAAACUUGCAUAUUUGUACGUGCAUAUACGUAUAUACGUGUAUAAACAAAUUUUUUAUAUAUAUAAAUAGUACGUGUGUUUAUGAAUGUUAUUCUGCACGAAACGCGGAUUCAAAAAAUUUUUUCGCACAACUACACUGAAAACAAACUACAAAACAGAUAACGUGUAAUAUAAUAUUGAUUAUGUUCGUUGUAAAUAUGUGUGGUUAUUAUUAUACGCGAGGAAAAUACGUACAUAUUCGAAACGAUGUACGAGAAACGAAUACUAAACACACACACACACACAUACACAAAAUGUUACGAGCAUUAUUAUUACACAAUUACUGUUAAACAUGCAUGAAAUUAUGUGUACACCGUUAUUAUAAACUACGACUGGAAAUUUAUUUUUAUCAAGUUAAUAUCGGAAUUGAAUAUUUUUCGGGGUCGAAGGGGGAAGAAAAAAGGGAAGAUUUACCUCUACGUCUUUAUAUCGUACGGUAACGAAAACGACAAAACGAUGUCUGUGUAUAUAAUAUUUAUGCAUAUACAGUUUAAUUUAUUCCCGUUUAAUGAUUGAUUAUGUAUGAAGAGGCGUGGACGAAAAUUAACAAUAGUGAUGACAAAUUAAUGAUGAAAAAAUUGUUAUUGUGUAUACAUUACAUAUAUACGUAUAACCAAUGCACAAAAAUACACAACAUGUAUAUGCGUGUGAUUGCAAAGCGGCACUCGGAUAUCUCGUUCUAACAUUUGUAUACAAAGGAAACGAAAUAAAAAAAAAAAAAGGAAAAGAAUAAAUAAAUAAAUGGAAAUCAUCGCGCAUUAAUGAUUUCGAGAGUAAAAAAAAAAAAAUAAAAUGAUUUAUAUACAUAUGUGUGUGUGUGUG